This is a messenger RNA of Rangifer tarandus platyrhynchus (Svalbard reindeer), 426 nucleotides long. NCBI's taxonomy places the organism in Eukaryota, Metazoa, Chordata, Mammalia, Artiodactyla, Cervidae. The record is from the annotation of a GenBank genome assembly.
AUGGUGACUGGCAAGGCAGCUGGGCUCCCCAAGGCUGCCCAUCUUGCGCCAUCAGCCAGGCUGGCUUCACUGAGGAUGUGCGGGUAUGCGGUUCUGGAUGGUCCCAUGGGAAACCUCCCAUCCCACUGGCUCUCGACAUCUCUUUCCUCUCUUCUCUGCUUCAUCCCAGCUCCAGGUGGCUCCAGGCAAAGGUGUAAUUCCUGCGGUAUGGUGCCUACAAAUAGCUUUGUAAACCACAGCCCCACGGAAAUGUCUGGGGUUGCUGGGAAGUGGGAACUGGUGAAGAGCCAGGAGAACACAAAGGCAUUGAAGACUGAGUCCUUCUCUUCUUACAGACAAGGAGACCAAGACCCAGAGAAAGGAGAGACUUGCCCACAGCUCCAGAACGAGUGGCUCACUUCUCUGGACUCUUGGCAUUAUUGUUAA